AUGCCACACAACGACAGCAUCAAGGGGAAAAAUUCCCUAUUUUGUGCAUACACUGUCCGAACAGACUGGGUUCGGAAACAUCUAAAUUCAAUUAAAAGUACAAAACUUUGCAUGCUGAUCAACACAGUUCGCGUGUUUCGAGCCUACGAGCGAUGUGAGCGUGACAGAGAUCCGCGAGAAAACAAAACAUCACUUUCACAUUCAUUCCUCAUAUCCGUUAUCCUUUUCCCUAUUCCUGAUUUUGCUAACGAGAAGUUACACCCGAGCUUGUCCGAUCUUGUCCGAACGAUUUCCGAAUAUCGUGUCGUACUGUUAAAAUGGCCGCUUGGAGAGUACUUCAAGAACACAGUCAAGAAGAAUCUUGAAGUGUCUCUGGAUUAUGAAAUUCAUUUCAACAAUGGAAAAUUCAGAAUUGAUUGUAAAGGACUGAACGGGCUGCUAGUCAACAAAACAAAGCGUAGCUCUGCUGUCCUAUGCGAUGGUGAUGUUGUUGUCUUUGGAGGUGCUGGCGUUAAAACGAAAGAAGGACAGAGUUUGUCAGCUUACGAUUCGGAGCUUGUGUAUGUUUUUAAUGAGGUCUGCCAGAAUGAUUCUGAAGAAGUGGGCUCCCUUGGGGAAGGAACAAGCGAUGGAAGCGUGCGAAGGCGAAGCAAACGGAAAAAGCCCGCAUCACUAAGUGAAGGAGUGAGCUCUCCAUGUGAAAAGAAGACUAAAGGCAGCAUGGACGAUAAGCAGGUUUUUGAAGUUGAUCAAAAAGCUGAUCCACAGGAAGAAGUAAACAUCAGUGAAGAUGACAGCAGAUCAAAGAAGUGCUUGAAAGAUUUAAAUGAGGAGCUACUUUGCUGUAUCUGUCGUGAACUGAUGGUAUUGGCACACACUUUGCCUUGCUCACACACUUUCUGUUUUGGUUGUAUCAGGGACUGGCUUUGUCAUUCAAAAGACUGUCGAGCAAAGGCUCAACUCAAGUCUGCUGUACCAGUGAAGGUGCUAGACAAUACAAUAAACAAAGUAGCAGAAGAAGUUCUUUCUCCAGAGGAACUUGAAGAAAGGCAGCUGAAAAUUCAGCUGCUUAAGCCUCCUACAUGUGACUGGUAGUGUGUUAAAUAGCUUUUUGUGAUGCUUUCAGUGCUACUGACUCCCACAGAAAAAGAGCAGCAUCCCCAUCUGUACCCACACCCCAUACUCAUGACCCCCUCCAAGGACUGCACCCGAAGAGGCUGCUCCCAAGGUAAGUCUGGACAAGCUGUGAAUUCAUCAAAUAGGAAAUUAUAAGAUUAAAUAAGAAGAUUAAAUAUGAGAUGGCAGCUUAACCUGU
This is a messenger RNA of Pocillopora verrucosa, 1315 nucleotides long. Lineage: Eukaryota; Metazoa; Cnidaria; Anthozoa; Scleractinia; Pocilloporidae. The record is from RefSeq and is a predicted model, not a curated record.